Messenger RNA from Fragaria vesca subsp. vesca, 1531 nucleotides. RefSeq names its product AP2/ERF and B3 domain-containing transcription repressor TEM1-like. The record is from RefSeq and is a predicted model, not a curated record. The coding region runs from base 82 to 1233 and encodes 383 amino acids. Gene Ontology annotation, biological process: regulation of DNA-templated transcription. The transcript has a single exon. NCBI's taxonomy places the organism in Eukaryota, Viridiplantae, Streptophyta, Magnoliopsida, Rosales, Rosaceae. Gene Ontology annotation, molecular function: DNA binding; DNA-binding transcription factor activity.
AUAGUCAAAAGCAACUCCUUCUUAUCCUCCUCAUCUUCUUCUUCUUCUUCAGAUAUUGAAAUCCACAGCUCUGAAUCAACCAUGGACAUAACUAGCAGCACAACAGAUGAGAGCACUACCAGUGAGCUCUCAAUGUCAAUCUCACCUCCCCCGAGACCAAACACCCAACACAACCACAACAAGCUCUCCUCGCCGCCGCAGAGCCUUUGCCGCGUCGGCAGCGGAGCUAGCAGCGUCAUUCUCGACUCCGAGAACGGCAUCGAGGCCGAGUCCCGCAAGCUCCCCUCCUCCAAGUACAAAGGAGUCGUCCCCCAGCCCAACGGCCGCUGGGGCGCUCAGAUUUACGAGAAGCACCAGCGCGUCUGGCUCGGCACCUUCAACGAGGAGGACGAGGCAGCACGCGCCUACGACGUCGCGGCGCAACGCUUCCGCGGCCGUGACGCCGUGACUAACUUCAAGCCCUUAACAGAGUCUUCAACAACCACCACAACCGACAACGACGACGACGAAAUCGAAGCCGCCUUCCUCAACUCCCACUCCAAAUCCGAAAUCGUCGACAUGUUACGAAAGCACACUUACAAUGACGAGCUGGAGCAGAGCAAGCGCAGCUACGGCUUCGACUCCAACGGCAAGCGGCGGGCCCGGGGCGAGGGCGGCCCAUUAACGGGUGCUUUCGGCCCGGACCGCGCCGCGAAAGCGCGUGAGCAGCUUUUCGAGAAAGCUGUCACGCCCAGCGAUGUCGGGAAGCUGAACCGGCUGGUCAUACCAAAGCAACACGCGGAGAAGCACUUUCCGUUGCAAAGCGGAAGCACGUGCAAAGGCGUGUUGCUCAACUUCGAGGACGUCGGCGGCAAAGUGUGGCGGUUCCGGUACUCGUACUGGAACAGCAGCCAGAGCUACGUGUUGACCAAAGGGUGGAGCCGGUUCGUGAAGGAGAAGAAUCUCAAGGCCGGCGACAUUGUGAGCUUCCAGAGGUCGACCGGGCCGGACAGGCAGCUUUAUAUAGAUUGGAAGACAAGGACCAGCACUGGGCCGAACCCGGUUCAGGCUGGGCCGGUUCAGAUGGUCCGGCUGUUUGGGGUGAACAUUUUCAAAGUACCUGGGAGCGGCGGCGCGGCUGGUACUACUGUGGAGGCUCCUAUUGGGUGCAAUGUUGUGGGGAAGAGAAUGAGGGAGUUUGAGUUGUUGGAGUUAGAGUUUAGCAAGAAGCAAAGGAUAAUUGGAGCUUUGUAACAUUUUUUUUUUCUGUAAUCUUUCUUAGGAGUUUGUGAAGGGGGAAGGAGGAGGAGGAGGAAGGAAAAAUGGAGGGAGGUGUAGUUGCAAGUUAAGGUGAAUUUGUAAAUUACAUGACCAAAAAAACCAAAAAAAGAAGCUGAUGAAGAAAGCAAAAGCUUUUGUUUGAAAAUUUCUCCAAAGGAGGAUUUUAACUGUCAAUUUGAUCUUGUUCAAGCUAUUAUUCAUGGCUUUUUUCCUAGUUUGUUCUUUCUGUUAUGCCUUUCCCAAACAAUAUAGAUCUCUUUCUCUUUGUUCA